Messenger RNA from Mauremys mutica (yellowpond turtle), 6115 nucleotides. It is a transcript of the gene CDYL2, whose product is annotated as chromodomain Y like 2. The transcript is spliced from 7 exons. The record is from RefSeq and is a predicted model, not a curated record. Gene Ontology annotation, cellular component: nucleus. Gene Ontology annotation, molecular function: transcription corepressor activity. The coding region runs from base 78 to 1601 and encodes 507 amino acids. Lineage: Eukaryota; Metazoa; Chordata; Testudines; Geoemydidae.
UUACUCCACGGCGAGCGGGGGAGACAGAGGGAGAGGUGGCGAGGAGGCAGCCGAGAAGCCAAGUCCCGCAGCCCAGCAUGGCUUCGGGGGACCUUUACGAGGUUGAGAGGAUUGUUGACAAAAGGAAGAACAAAAAGGGCAAAUGGGAAUAUCUUAUCAGAUGGAAAGGCUAUGGAAGCAAUGAGGACACCUGGGAACCUGAGCAUCACCUAUUGCAUUGUGAGGAAUUUAUUGAUGAGUUCAACGGACUACGUGUCACUAGAGAAAAGCGAGCAAAACAUGGGAAACAGACCAGUGCGCCAAAAUUUUUACGGGAAAGCCGAGGGUCAUCUGUUGAGAAAAUAUCACACAGACCUUCUGAAUCUGGGAAGGCCAAAGGGUCAACACAUAAAAGAAAGCGAAUUAACCCAUCUCUUCAAAAACAGAAAAGAGGGUACACAGCAAAGCCGGCACCUGCUGGCGACAGGGCCGCUAAAACUGUGACUUACCGAACUACGCCCAGUGGUUUACAGAUCAUGCCAUUGAAAAAGCCUCACAAUGGCCUACAGAAUGGAGAUGCUGGUCACGAGAAAGAUUCUAGACAUUUUGGGAAUGGCUCACAACAGCAAAACGUGGAUUUAAAUGGCCACGAAGGAGAACAUGAUUUGCCCAGCAUGUUGGAAGUUAAUAAUGAUGUGCCUGUUGUGAAUGGAAUCGGUUCCUCUCUGGCCAACGGAGGCCUGAAUCUGCACAGCACUGUGAAAAGGAAACUGGAUGGGGAGAAAGAUUAUGUCUUUGAUAAGAGACUAAGGUACAGCGUGCGUCAAAAUGAAAGUAACUGUCGGUUCAGGGACAUUGUGGUCCGGAAAGAAGAUGGUUUCACACACAUUCUGCUCUCCAGCCAGACUUCAGAUAACAAUGCACUGACCCCAGAGAUCAUGAAGGAAGUUCGGAGAGCAUUGUGCAAUGCAUCAGCUGAUGACAGUAAACUCUUGCUUCUCAGCGCAGUGGGAAGUGUAUUCUGUAGUGGCCUAGAUUACUCAUAUUUAAUUGGCAGGUUAUCCAAUGACAGAAGAAAAGAAAGCACUAGGAUUGCAGAAGCUAUAAGGGAUUUUGUAAAAGCUUUUAUUCAAUUUAAGAAGCCAAUUGUAGUUGCUAUCAAUGGCCCAGCUCUUGGGUUGGGAGCUUCUAUCUUACCGCUGUGUGAUAUCGUUUGGGCAAGCGAGAAGGCUUGGUUUCAGACCCCAUAUGCGACGAUCCGACUCACUCCAGCUGGCUGCUCAUCGUAUACAUUCCCACAAAUACUGGGUGUUGCUCUGGCAAAUGAAAUGUUGUUCUGCGGGAGAAAGCUAACAGCACAGGAAGCCUGCAGCAGAGGACUUGUGUCACAAGUAUUUUGGCCAACAACAUUCAGUCAAGAAGUGAUGCUGCGAGUAAAAGAAAUGGCAUCUUGCAGUGCAGUGGUAUUAGAAGAGUCUAAAUGCCUGGUGCGGAGCUUCCUGAAAUCUGGACUUGAAGAUGUGAAUGAAAAAGAGUGUCAGAUGUUAAAACAGCUGUGGAGUUCUUCCAAAGGACUGGAUUCAUUAUUCAGCUACUUGCAAGACAAAAUCUAUGAAGUCUGAAGUCACAGUUUAACUUCGAGAGAAAACAUUCCAAGUGUAAACAGAGUUCAAACAUUACCUGUGUUUGAAAAGCAGAGGGAAGGCAUCCUUGAGAUGAAUUUGUGACAGUGUAUCUUAAUACAUAUGGUUGUGUCAAUUUCCUUGUGAGUUAAAUUGAGAAGUUACAGAGCUGCUUCUAGCUGGUUUGAUUUUGUGUAAUCAAGAUGGAGGCAGACUUGGUCAGCGCACAUAAAUUCUACUGAGUGCUGCAUCAUUCACAUGCUCAUCCAGUAGAAGUGUACAUUCCACGUGCUGAAAAGCACUACUAUGGCCCAGUAAGGCACACAGUCUGUAAUGAUUUAUUUUGUCUGUCCUUUUUUUAACUUAUUCUUGCUUUGCAACAAAUGUCUGUGCUGACACUGAGGGCUCAAUCUGAAAAUCAGGUCACAGUAACACUCUGCAGACCCAAAUUAUUAUACUUCAGAAAUCUUUUAAUUAUUUUUUUUUAAGUUCUAACAAUGUAAUGGAAAAACCUGAUAAUUUAUAUGUAUAAUAUGUAAAGUUAGUUUUGAAAAAAAAAAAACCUACUAGGAUUUUCUUUCAUUGAAUUUAUUUAACUUAUUUAUUUUAUGUUUGUAUGCAACUGUUUAUUGAUCAUAUAGAUAUUAUUUUCAUACUUCCCUUGACUGGAUUAAUGGUUUCACAUGAGAAUGCAAGUAGCCCAGUGCAUUUUUAACAGUGAGCUGUGUAUACAAUAAAGAACAUACAGAAAUCACCAAAUGUCUGGGCACUAAAAGUGACAGCCAUGUACGUGUUCCUUUAUGUGUGAAAUUGUACAAAGAUGUAUUGAAGUCAAGUCAUAGUUUGUUAAACUUGUUAAGGAAAAUCAGUGGAAGCUGCAAUAGUGAGUCCCACACAAGUCUCCCUUCACUUCCUGCCUUCUUGCGGAGCACUGAAGGGCUUGCCAACAAAAUGCUUUAAGUUUACUAUUUUCUUAUUAGCUGGACAUUAAUAACAGGGUGUGUGGUGCCCUUAUGUGGCAUCAUAGUGUUCUUCAGGUUUAAACAUCUCUUUUUGGUCUGAAGUCUACAAACCAACCCUUAUGAGCCUUAGUCUAUCUGCCUGAUUGCUCAGUUGUGGGAUAAUUAAUACUCUGGAGGCGUCUGGGUCUGGGAUAGGAGUUUUAUAAAAAGGUGCUAGGUUUUGAAAUGGGUGGAGACAGUUUUUGUUUUGCUUUUCCAGUACUCCAUGCCUGGCCAUCCCAUGAUCUGGUUAUGGGGAAGAAAAAAAAAUCUAUUGCUGUCCAUAAAAACAGUCCAUGUUAAGUGGAAAAAAAAAUCGAAUUUGCUCUUUUAAAAUGUGACCCUAAUAUUUUUCAGCGAUACUGACUUUUGAACACUGGAUUCAAAAGUCUAGCAAGCAGUUAGGGAGGAAAUAACAUGAACAUGUUCAGUGAAUCGAAUUGCCAUGUUAGUAUGCCCAAAUCAAAAUCUCUCAAAGCAGAAAAUUUGCACCUUUGUUAUUUUAGUGAUUUGUGCACUUGCUCUCCAUCCUUGAGCUCACUGACCAGAUUACAGUUUAAAAGAACCACAAGUGAGCUGAGGGGUUUGUUCGUUUUUUCCUUACAAUCUUUCAAAAAAAAAAAAGAGUCUCAAUAAAGUCUUUGAGAGAUUAGAAUUGCCAGUUUGCAGUGAGCAGUAGGUUUCCACAGAGUCCAUCCAUCUUUUCGGUUUUCAUAGUUAAAAGUAAAAUACCUUCCAUUUACAUUCUAUAUAUGCUCCUAGGGCCAAAUUGUGCCAUCGAUUUUUUUUUUUAAAGCAGAGCACUAUGUUGAAGUCAGAACUCCCCUCCCCCGCCCCAUUCUGCUUAAAGUAAAAAAACAGAAAAAAAAUGGCAGAAUCUGACCCGUAGUUAGAAUUUGUUUAAAUGUCUUCGAAAUGCAACAUUGUAUGUGAUUAUGGAGUGACUCUUAUUUUUCAGUGGUCUAAAAGGGUAAUUCUUUCAGUAAAAAUAUGAAAUGGUUGAUACAGCACUUGUUAUAUGUUAAGGGUUGCUUACUUCUUAGGCCCCCUAGCAAAAUUUAAAUAUGUGAUCAGGUUACGCACAUGCUUAAAGGCUUUGCUGGAUCAGGGCCAUAGAACCCAAUCAUAUAAGCAUGCACACAAGUCACUUACUUCAGUAGUUCCACUGACUUCAAUGGGAUUAGUCACGUGCAUAAGUGUUUGUACAAUCAGGCUUCCAGUGUGGGACUUUAGAAAAAUCAGGAAAAGUAUCAUGAUGCCCCAACUUCCAUUUUUUCUUAUACUGGUCCAGAGAGGUACAACUCCAGGUCAUGUAAAAUGUGUCUGUAAAAUACUAGAAAGUUUAUUUCAAUACUGUGCUUGUUAUAUGUUGAUAUAUCUAGGAAAAUUGCUCUCAGCAGUAUGAAGAUGUGUUUUAUCACAGAAGGUUUUAGAACAAAAAAGAAUCAUAAUUCAUUCAACUUUUAAAAUGCACCAUUUCAAUUGCAUUUUCAAAUAUUCAUAUUAAUAUUUUGUUUGACAAAGGAAUGGUUGAAAUAUGUUUUUUCAUAAAAGGCGCUAAUCAUAUUUAAUGUUUAAUUAUUCACAUCUAAACAAUUACAAUCUAGUUUCCAUAGAAUUUGUUUUUCUUUCAGAAAAAGGCUAAUAAUUUCAAAAGCUUCCUUUUUGAGUAUUUAAGGCUCAGAAUUGAUUUUUCUCUUCUGUUUCGGAAGAGAACUUGCUAUUCAGAUACAUAGAUGUACUGUACAUAUUAGUCUGGGUACCUUUACUAAUAUUCACAGUAUUUAAAAAAAUAAAUGCAAUUUGUUGUUAAGUAUGUUAUUUUAUUCUUGUGUAAACUGUUUUGUACAAUCUUUAAAAAUCUGCAGUUUUGCAUUUGUAGAUAUUCAAGGUAAGCAAUUUAUUUUGUGUUGUCUUGCAUGUAUAUUUUUUGCUGUAGAUAAGUGUUGUUUAGUUUACUACUUCAGUACAUUUCUGUUUAAAUGAAUAAGCUUACAAACUUUAAUACAGUAUAUAUUUUCAGAAUAUAAACUUUUAUAUUUCUGUGGUAGGUUAGGGUAUGCGUUUUAGGCAAUCUUUUUCACUACUAUUAAUUGUUCUUUUAAUCUAUAGUAUACAGGUUUUGUGCCAAUAGUUUUUCACUAGGAUAAAAUGCUCUUUUAAUGUUAGGGAUAUACAGACAGGUUUGCUGGGGGUGGUGCACAGGUCUUCUGUUUUGUUUUGUUUUUUUGCCAGCCUUCAAGUAACUGAGUUUAAAGUGUAAUUUGUAAAUUUAUUGCAUUUGUGAAUAAGCCUUACCAUUAGGUACAACAAAACUUAAAACUUCGCAACGGCAUAUGUAGUAUUAAGGACUUCCCCAAAUAAUCUCUGCAAAACAGUUGGCAAAAUCAGAGUACAGGGCCUUAAGUUUUUCUUGUGAAAAGGAUAAUACGGGUUGUUUGUUUGGGUUUUUUUUUUUUAACAACAUAGUUAGAGACUUGUCAGUUUGGGCUUUGUUCUAUAUAAACUGUGCAUAUUGUUCUCCCAACCACAGUAGUUAAUCUCAGGCUUUUUGUGGCUGGGUCUAUAAAAGUCAAAUCUGGCUAAAGCCAGCACUCUUUAGGAGACACUAAAGAAGUUUACAUAAGAGACUUAUAGACAAUCUUAAUCAUAGUACAUUUAAGUAUUCAGUAUCCUGGAUGUGUUAUCUGUGUCUACCCAAUUAACCGUAUGUUUUAAGCCAUAUUAAAUCUCUUUACCACUACUUUAAUACUACACUGAAAGUCAUUCCCUAACUUAUCUACAGGUUGACAGGAUUGUGAUUUCUAGUGAAUAAAAAUAUUAUGCCUUCCAUAAAAACAAAGGACCAAAGAACUACAUUAUUCUAAUAAAGCAUUAGUUACUUAGCAAGUGAACUAGUCUGACAUUUAUAGUGACGAUCAAAUGGUCUCUUCCUACUACAAACAUUUCAUUCUCAUUCAUUUUAAGCAUAAGGGGGGGAAAAUGUAUCCACUAGACUAUUGGAAAAUGAGCAAUGUUCUGCUAAGCUGGCAUGUCUAUUGGUAAGGCUUAUUACCAAACCUCUGAGAUGAAGCAAAGAACCAAAAAUUCACAAAAUCUGUCUAUGUAAAUUUAUUUGAUUUCAAACUAGUAACUUGCACAAGAAAUUAAAGGUAGAACUUUGCAAAUUAGGCCCUUACGUUAUUUUGUCAGAAUGUCAUGGAACAGACUAAAACUGUUUCUAAUAUUUGUAAUGAUGAGUACAUAAUAUAAUAUUAUAAGGGUACAGGCACCCCUUUAUCACAGUGUUGUAAAUAUUUUCUGAAACUGGUACAGUACGGAGGGACUUGUAUCUUGAUAUAUCAAAUAUUGACUGUCUACAUCAAAUUGUACACAAUAUAUUUGUUGAUGGUCCUGUAACUAGUGUAUGGACACAUUUCUGGGUGCCUUAGAAGUUGUAUUUUUCAUGUGUGUUAAUAUGCAGUAUUUAUACAUUGUGGAAAAGCUGCUUUGAAUAAAAACAUUGAAACUUCA